UAAUCUCCCGCGAGAUCCAUCGUAACCGUAACCACCGUAUUCGGGUCGGGUUAGAUCCAUUUUCUUCAACCCAAACCAAACACUGUACUACGUUGUUGUUGAUCCUUCUUUGUUCCGUUCAACGAUUCAAACAAAACCUAUUUCCAAACAUAGCCAUUGUCGUUGUCAUUCCUUGUCGUUUAGCUGUAAUAACAGCAAAUUUUCUAUGUUCCGUUUAAGGAAGUUGCUACAUUGAGUUUUCAAGCAAGCGAAAAACAACAAUGUGUUUGUUUGGGAUUUAAGUUUUUAUAUAGAAAAAGUUUAGAUCUAAUCCAAGCCUCAAACUCUGAUUCUGAGUUUGUGGUUUUCGCUUUUCUGAAACGCGCUUAUUUGAAACGCGCUUUUUUUGUUUUUGCAUAAUGGGUGAAAAGAGGUCGAAAGGAGGAUGUUGUGGUUGGUUUAUUGCGCUUGUGAUUCUGGCUCUUGUGGUUGGUGCUGUUGUUUAUACUGUUAAGAAGAAGAUUGAUAAUGCGGAUUCUGAUAAACCGGCUCCGGUUCCGGGUCCUCCUGGUGCCAUUGAACAGAGAUAUGCUUCUGCUCUCAAAAUUGCAAUGCAGUUCUUCGAUAUACAGAAAUCUGGGAAGUUAGAGAACAACAAAAUAAGUUGGAGAGGGGAUUCGGCUCUUAAGGAUGGAAAGCAAGCAAAAAUAGAUCUUUCAAAAGGAAUGUUUGAUGCCGGAGAUAAUAUGAAGUUUGGUUUUCCAAUGGCUUUUACUGCCUCGGUGCUAUCAUGGGCGAUUCUGGAAUAUGGAGAUCAAAUGGAUGCUGUUGGCCAUAGUUGCUAAAUCAUAUCAUGUUUAUUAU
This is a messenger RNA of Vicia villosa (hairy vetch), 843 nucleotides long. RefSeq names its product endoglucanase 10-like. The record is from RefSeq and is a predicted model, not a curated record. The coding region runs from base 399 to 824 and encodes 141 amino acids. The transcript has 2 exons. Gene Ontology annotation, biological process: carbohydrate metabolic process. Lineage: Eukaryota; Viridiplantae; Streptophyta; Magnoliopsida; Fabales; Fabaceae. Gene Ontology annotation, molecular function: hydrolase activity, hydrolyzing O-glycosyl compounds.